ACUGCCGGGAAGAUAAUGGUCAGUUUUUCCGUGGUGUGCCGUGAAGGAAGUGGUCUAGCGAUGAAAGAACGAGAACUUUGGGCAACUUUCGCCCUGUUGUUGGUAGUAGGAGCCGCCAACGGUCUACCAAGUACCUGUGAGGAUCGGCCGAAUUUCUCGUUCGUGAAGGAUUCAGAGUAUUGCUACCGAUACUACAUAUGCAUCUAUGGAUCGCCUUAUCCGAUGCGCUGCUCUGGAGAGCUAUGGUUCGACGAAGAAACGCAGAGUUGUCGAAGUCCUUCGGUGGUAACAUGUGAAGUCGACGGUGAAAUUUCAACUCCCGCUCCUAUUCCGGGAAUUUGCGAUGAUGCGGGUAAUGGAGAACUAGUGUUACAUCCGUACUUCUGCAACACCUACUACAUCUGCAGUGGACAGAUCGGGGUUCCUGUAGUUUGUCCCACUGGAAUGUGGUUCGAUGCGGAGCGCCAGAUGUGUGCUGAUCCUUUGGACGCCAGCUGUCCACAUGGUCCUGGUGCCGCAAAAUGCCAAGUGGAGGAAGAUUUUGCUCUGGUGCCCAGUGAGGAAUACUGUUACCGAUACUAUCAGUGCUUGAGUGGUUUUCCGUACCCAAUGGUUUGUCCAGAUAACCAAUGGUUCGAUCCCAUUAGAGAUGUUUGCGAUGACCGUGCGAAUGUUGAGUGCAUUCUUGAACCUGGAGAGCCGACAGUUCCGCCAACUCCGUAUAUCUGUUACAACACUGUGGAUAAUCGUCUAACUCCGAACCCAACCGCUUGCAAUAAGUACUACAUUUGUGUUAACCAGAUUGGAUGGUCUAGGAUUUGCCCGCUGAACAUGUGGUUCGACGAAGAGGGACAGACAUGCGUCCCAGCAGGUACCGUUGAUUGUCCUCUGGGUCCUCCGAUUCCUCCGGAGACUACGACUACUCCAUUCAGCCGUUGCGAUGACGUACCGAAUCUUCAAUUUGUCGCAAGCUACGACAACUGCUACGAAUAUUAUCAGUGUCGUAAUGGCAAUCCGUACCCGUUGACCUGUCCACGUGAUCAGUUGUUUUCGGAGGAGAUGCAACGUUGCGUUGAUCAGGACGCUUUCGAAUGCGAGAUCGAGCAUCUGCCGCCACCAGUAACUCCAACUCCCGGAAUCUGUACCGAUGUUGCUGAUGGUGUACUCGUUUUGCAUCCACAAUACUGCAAUCGGUAUUAUCUUUGUGUGAAUCAAGUCGGUAUUGCAACCACCUGCCCAUUGGGUCAAUGGUUCAACGAGCUGAGUCAGACUUGUAGUAACGCAUUGAACGUCGACUGCCCGCAUGGUCCAACAACGCCACCUCCCGAUCCCUUCGCCAUCUGCGACGGAGUGUUCGAUUAUCGGUUUGUCAAGAAUGAACACUACUGCUAUCGGUACUUCCAGUGCAUCGGCGGUACUCCCUAUCCGCUGGUGUGCCACGAUGGAAUGUGGUUCGAUGAGGUCAGACAGAGAUGCGAUCGCUCGGAGUACGUUGAGUGUGAUGCACUACCUCCGCCAGAUGUUCGACCUCCCGAUGUCGAUGGAAUUUGUAACGAUGUUCAAGAUGGUCACCUGGCACCUCACCAUACGUUCUGCAACGAGUUCUUCCUGUGCGUCCGGGAAGUAGGAUGGCCGUUGAUUUGCCCGCUUGGAUUGUGGUUCGACGAAGCAGAACAGACUUGUUCAAUAGGUGGAACCGUCCCGUGCGAUCUAGGUCCCGAACGACCUGCGGUCACCGAAAGUCCGUACGCCAUGUGCACAGGAAUCCCGAAUAUGGCUUACGUGCGUGAUCCGGACUACUGCUAUCGGUACUUCAAAUGCGUCAGUGGUUCUCCAUUCCCGAUGAUCUGCCCUAACGAACAGUGGUUCGAUGAACGUCAGCAACGUUGCAGAGAUUCCUCCGAGGUGGAGUGUGUCAUAGAAGAUGAAUCGCCUCGACCACCGCCAACGGCAGGAGUUUGCAAUGGAGUGUCCAACGGCAUCCAAGUGCCCAACCCGAGGGCGUGCAAUCAGUUCUAUGUAUGCGCUAACGAUGUUGGAUUCUCGCAAGUCUGCGGAUUCGGACUAUGGUUCGAUGAAGAUCAGCAGGCCUGUCUACCACCGGGCGAAGCGUAUUGUGACCUUGGACCUCCUACUACGACAACCAUUGCUCCACAUCCCUGGGCUCUGUGUGAUGAUGUUCCGAAUUACUCUUAUGUACCGAGUCCCAACUAUUGCUAUCGAUUCUUCCAAUGUAUUGAUGGUGCCCCAUUCCCGAUGAUCUGCCGUGGCAAUUUGUGGUUCGAUUCGGUGAGUCAAACUUGCAUGGAUCCAGAAGAAGUGACAUGUUUGGUGAGCCCAAAUCCGCCAGUGGUGCCUCCGACUCCAGGAAUUUGUAUCGGUGUAGCGGAUGGCCGCCAAGUUCUGAAUCCUCGUGCCUGCAACCAGUUCUAUGUUUGUGUUGACGGAGUAGGCUACUCACUAGUGUGUCCUGAUAACAUGUGGUUCGAUGAGUUCCAUCAGGUCUGUCAAACACCUUCGCAAACGUACUGUCCCUUGGCUCCACAGGUUACCACUCCUUCGCCUUACGAACGCUGUGCUGGCGAAGAGGACAACCGACUGUUGCGGAACGAUUUCUACUGUUACCGAUACUACCAGUGCGUUGAUGAAGUGGCCUAUCCGAUGAUCUGCCGUCCUGGUCGUUGGUUUGAUCUAGAGCGGCAAGUGUGUGAUGUUACUCAAAACGUGGUAUGCGAAUUGCGUCCAGGUAAUCCAGGGCCAAUCAUUUCAACGCCGGGUAUUUGCGAAGGUGUGGCAGAUGGGCGGUUCGAGCGAAACUGGAACUACUGUAAUCAGUACUACCUUUGCGUGGAUGGAGAAGGUUACGGUCAAAUCUGUCCCGAUGGGUUAUGGUUCGACGAACCGCGACAGAUUUGUGAUCUAUCGGAAAACGUGUACUGUCCACUGGGGGCAUCCACGCCAGCUCCAACUACUGAAACCCGCUGCUACGGCAGGGAGGAUCUCUCGCGGUUUGAAAACGAUGAUUACUGCUACCGCUUCUUCCAAUGCAAGAAUGGCGUACCAUAUCCAAUGAUUUGCAGUGGUGAACUGUGGUUCGCCGAAGAUCGUCAACAAUGUGUGCCACAAACCGAAGUGGAGUGUGAAGGUGCUGAUCGUAUACCGGAUGUUCCACCAACGGAAGGCAUUUGUACUGGCGUCGCCAACGGACGUCAGGUUUCACAUCCUCUGUUCUGCAACCAGUUCUACGUGUGCAUUGAACAGGUUGGCUUCCCUCAGAUUUGUCCGUUUGGCUUGUGGUUCGAUGUAGAUCAUCAGAGCUGUGUAGCACCCGAUCUGGUGGAGUGUCCUCAUGGACUGCGUCCGACUCCUUCGCCAAUUGAAGGCAUCUGCUAUGGAGCCGCCUCGGGAACUAAGGUGCCGAACCCGGAGGAUUGCACAUGGUUCUACAUUUGCAUCCAGGAGCAGCCCUAUGCCUCACCGUGUGCCGAAGGAAUGGCAUUCGAUAAGGUUCUGCUGACAUGCGUCCCGGAAGCGGACGCCGAGUGUGCUGAUACUGUAACUACAUUACCAACUCCUGGGGUGUGCCACGGAAUAGACGAUUUUACGCUGGUGAGGAGUCCCUAUGAUUGUGCGGCGUACUACGUGUGUCUCGAAGGUCAUGCACAGCCUGGUUUCUGUCCACUCGGGCAGUACUUCGAUGAAGCGCUGCAGCGAUGCGAACUAGAGCAGUAUGUGGAAUGUUGGAUAGAAAUUCCUAUCAGAUCGGUAUGAACAUGAUUUUAUUUGAAUAUGCUAAUGAUUAAAUAAACUAAUAGGUUAAAGUGAA
This is a messenger RNA of Aedes albopictus (Asian tiger mosquito), 3826 nucleotides long. RefSeq lists its product as uncharacterized. The transcript has 2 exons. Gene Ontology annotation, cellular component: extracellular region. Gene Ontology annotation, molecular function: chitin binding. Bases 16 to 3771 code for a protein of 1251 amino acids. NCBI's taxonomy places the organism in Eukaryota, Metazoa, Arthropoda, Insecta, Diptera, Culicidae. The record is from RefSeq and is a predicted model, not a curated record.